Messenger RNA from Grosmannia clavigera kw1407, 606 nucleotides. RefSeq lists its product as uncharacterized. Gene Ontology annotation, cellular component: mitochondrial small ribosomal subunit; ribosome. Bases 1 to 606 code for a protein of 201 amino acids. The transcript has a single exon. Gene Ontology annotation, biological process: mitochondrial translational initiation; translation. The record is from RefSeq and is a predicted model, not a curated record. NCBI's taxonomy places the organism in Eukaryota, Fungi, Ascomycota, Sordariomycetes, Ophiostomatales, Ophiostomataceae. Gene Ontology annotation, molecular function: structural constituent of ribosome.
AUGGAGGCCCGCCGCGUCGCCCAAUUGGCGCUCUGCCGGCCGGCCGCAACUCCGGCUACGAUCCUCUCCCGCUUCCUUGCAGCAGCAGCAGCAACGCCACUCUCCCGGUCGGCGACGAUUCUCGCGAGACCGUUCUCAACAACGGGCCGCCGUCUCGACAAAAAACUGCCGUCCAGCCCGGCCGCAUGGCCGCCUCAGCGGCCGGCCCAGACACCACAGACACCACAGACAGCCAAAAACAGCAGCGAUCCGCUCAAGGACCUCUACUCGUCCGACAACCCGGCGCAGUGGGCAAUGUGGUCCAGCGACGACUUUUACAAGCGCCAUAUGGCCAGCAAGCCGCGUGGGCCCAAGCUGCAGCUGCGGCCGUCGACCGGACGCACCGUGCACGUCGGCGGCAACGUCGACCAGGCCCGGGCUUUUCAGCUGGUCAACAUCAACUGUCGCCGCAAUGGCGUCGCUGCCGACUUUUACCGCCAGCGCUUCCACGAGCGGCCCGGCCUCAAGCGCAAGCGACUGCGCAGCGAGCGCUGGCGGCGGCGCUUCCGCGAGAGCUUCAAGGCCACUGUCGAGCGCGUCAAGGAGCUGGCCAAGCAAGGCUGGUAG